Pieris napi is the source of this 1263-nucleotide messenger RNA. Its product is annotated as aquaporin-like. Gene Ontology annotation, cellular component: plasma membrane. Bases 411 to 1130 code for a protein of 239 amino acids. Gene Ontology annotation, biological process: transmembrane transport. The record is from RefSeq and is a predicted model, not a curated record. NCBI's taxonomy places the organism in Eukaryota, Metazoa, Arthropoda, Insecta, Lepidoptera, Pieridae. Gene Ontology annotation, molecular function: water channel activity. The transcript has 4 exons.
UUGCAAAUCUAAAAUCUGGAAAAGUUUUGAUAUAAAUCUAGUAAUGCUUGAAUAAAACUUAUCUAAGAUUAGUUUGUUUAAAGUUUAAACCGUCUCAAUCGCUAGAAUGGCCUUGAUAAUUUUUUAUACAUUCUGAGUAGAUAUUAUUUUAAAAUAUAGUUUACUGCUUAUAUGUGUUGUCACAUAUAUAGUAGUGUAAAUUUAUGCAUAAAAUAGACAUUAAAAUAUCGGAGACAUAAAAGUCUUUUAAAAAUACGAUGGAUGUUCCUUCUCGCGUCUUCUUAUAUAUUUGCAACAUUUAUCUCGGCGCGAGAUUAAUUGCGGUGUAAUUAUGAAGAUUAGAUAGUGCUAAGAUUGUAUUCAUAAACUACUUCAGUGUCUACUGUGUAGAGCCGAGAAUUAACGCUAAGAUGUCUUCCCACCUGCAACCUGGCGAUGAACAAGACUUGGCAGGUGAAUACACCACUAUUGGUACGAAGGAUGAAGGGGUAGAAACUUGGCGCAUACUCACAAGCGAGCUGGUGGCAACCGCGAUGCUGGUAUUCCUGUCCUGCCUGCCAGCGUGUGGUGAAUCCUCACCGCUGCUGACCCGCGCAGUUGCUGCAGGCCUUACCGUGGCGCUUCUCGUUCAGUGCUUCGACCAUGUAUCGGGGGCGCACAUGAAUCCUGCCAUCACGCUGGCGGCAGUGUUGAGUGGACGUGUUAGUAUGGCGCGUGGUGUAGGAAUGAUGGUAGCUCAAGCAAUUGGUGCGAUAUCUGGCGCAUUAGCGGCAGUGAUGUUAAACAAUCGCAAAUCCUCUUACUGUGUUACGAUGCCAAAUGGAGUAGUAUGGCGUGCAGCGGCUGUAGAAGCAGUAUGUACUUGCUGUCUGACUCUGGCCAACCUGAGCGCCUGGGACAUCCGUAACCGACGUUGGCACGACUCGUGGCCAUUACGUGUUGGCCUUGCUGUUUCGGCGUUAACACUUGCCGCGGGUGAAAUAUCUGGGGCCAGCUUCAACCCGCUCCGGAGCUUCGCGCCCGCUCUGCUCUCUGCCCACUGGGACCAUCAUUGGGUUUAUUGGGUUGGACCGCUAGGUGGAGCGUCGGGCGCUACGGCCCUUUAUGUUGCCUUAUGGCGGCUUCACUGACUACACAGGGUAUGUUCAUGUUCUUGGUUUGACAUUGACUGAAAACUCUAAAAUUGUUUUUUUUUUUAUAUGGAGUUGUGCAUCAAAAUCGAUCGAUAAUAACGUAUGUAAGUUUAUAGCUAUUGUUUUAUUG